GCAGCAAAGCACCACCAGACCCAACCAUGGCUCAGCCUUAUGGAAAACCUAAGCCUGGAGACCUGAUUGAGAUUCCCCGCGGUAUCUAUUCACACUGGGCAAUCUAUGUGGGAGAUGGUUAUGUAGUCCAUCUGACUGAUCCAGAUAACCUCAGCAGGGCCAGCUCCUCCGCCAUCUUCCCUAUUCGGGGCAGCAAGGCCGUGGUGCGACUGGAGCGCCUGCAGGACCUGGUGGGGAGAUGCUCCUAUAGGAUCAACAACUACUUAGACCACAAGUACAAACCACUGCCCGUGGAGAAGAUCAUCCGUUCUGCAAAGGAGAAGAUUGGUGAGACGAUGGAGUACAAUCCUGUGGACAAGAACUGUGAGCAUUUUGUCACCAAGCUGAGAUACGGUGUGUCCUGCAGCAAGCAGGUUGUCAGGAAGAGUCUGGGCCAACCCAGCACCACAACCGAUCUCCUAAAAAGAGCACACAGGCAGGAAAUAGGCUCAAGGUCACGGGCCUAUGGAAUAGCUCAAGGAUUUGUCUGUGCAGAAAAUGUCAUGCUGAAAGGAGGAAUAUCCCUGGCAUUCGGGAUUCUAGGUGCUAUUGGUUUAGCGUUCAUGAUGCCGCGACCCCAAAGACGUUGACAGCCAGAAGGAAUCUCAAAUCCUGCAGCUGCAAAGACUGGUGAAGACUCCCCACGGCUCCUCUCUCUACUGGACCCUCAACCUCUGGCAACCUGUCGUUCUGUCUCUCUUUCCCUCUCUCUCUCUCUGGCUGAAGGAUGAGCUAAUUGUGCCAAGACCAACGAAUCAGUAAAUGUAUCUUCAGGAAGGACUUCCACUAUAUUUUUGCAGAUCUCUGAACCAGAAAGGAAGGAAGGAACAUUAAUUCGACACCUGUUGGGUUCUCCCAGCAAUUUCUAGCUGAGUGGCCUUGAGCAAAGCCCUGGACUCCCAGAGCCUCAGUGCCUCCUUCUCUGGGAUGGGGGUAAGGAUUACAUAAAGUGAUGUGGAGAAGACCACUCCUGAUACUUGGUAACCAGCAGGUAGUCAACGGGGUGUCUACAUCAUUCCGUGUAGACUCGCUGUUGCUGUCAUGAGACGGCAUUCAUUUUACUGUCGGGGUGUGAAGGGUGCCCCAACAACUCAGUUAUAUCCCAGUGUAGCCACGCCAUCUGGUGCAUAAACGCUUCCCAACAUCUUCCCAAGUACCUCCUUCAUUCAGCCUUCCUUUUAGUUUUCUUCCAACUCCAAUGCCUACUCGUCACCCACCCGCGACUACCAGAUGGGUGUAUAUUAACUUUCCAUGCUGACAUUGCCAUGGCUCCAGCUGCCCCUGGGUUGAAUGAUGAAAAUUAGCCACCUCAAUUUUUAGAGCAGUGAAACUACUCUGAACGAGACCAUAAUGAUGGGUACACAUCGCUACACAUUUAUCCAGACCCAUAGAAUGGGCAAUGCCAAGAGUGAACCCAAAGGUAAAGUGUGGACUUUGAGGGAUUGCAAUGUGUCAAUGUUCGUUAACUGUAACAAAAAUAGACUCUCUGGGGAGGGAUGUUGUUGGUGGGAGAGCCUAUGCAUGGGGAGAGCAAGGGGUGUAU
Hyaena hyaena (striped hyena) is the source of this 1582-nucleotide messenger RNA. Its product is annotated as phospholipase A and acyltransferase 4-like. Gene Ontology annotation, biological process: N-acylphosphatidylethanolamine metabolic process. The transcript is spliced from 5 exons. Gene Ontology annotation, cellular component: cytoplasm. Gene Ontology annotation, molecular function: glycerophospholipid phospholipase A1 activity; A2-type glycerophospholipase activity. Bases 27 to 629 code for a protein of 200 amino acids. Lineage: Eukaryota; Metazoa; Chordata; Mammalia; Carnivora; Hyaenidae. The record is from RefSeq and is a predicted model, not a curated record.